AUGUCGUUCUCGUCGUUCAAGAAUCCGGCGACAUACCAUUUACUCAGCUAUGGCACCCUCCUCGGCUCAACGCUUUUCCAAUCUUUUGUCUCAGGCAUCGUAGCCUUCCGCGUCCUUCCGCGUCCCCAAUUCUCCACGCUCCAAAAGCACACCUUCCCCGUAUACUUUACGCUACAGACCAUCACUCCCGUCGUAAUGCUGCUCACCUACCCGCGAGGGGGUGCAUCCUCUCUACUCCCAUUCCUCUCUUCGUCCCCUAUCCCACCAACCGCAACCGACAAUCUGAGUUCCUGGCUGCACACUACCAUGUUCCUUACAGCGCUGGUGAACUGGGUGUACAUUGGGCCCAAGACAACGGAGGUUAUGGGUCUGAGGAAACAUCAGGAGACCAGGGAUGGAAAGAAGAGUUACGAUGCUGGACCGCACAGCAAGGAGAUGCAGGCACUGAACAAGCAGUUUGGUAUCUUGCAUGGUGUCAGUACUUUGGUUAACAUGGUAGGAUUGGGGGCUAUGAUAUGGUACGGUGCGGUACUAGCUGAUGGUCUGAACUUGUAA
Messenger RNA from Alternaria atra, 555 nucleotides. RefSeq lists its product as uncharacterized. NCBI's taxonomy places the organism in Eukaryota, Fungi, Ascomycota, Dothideomycetes, Pleosporales, Pleosporaceae. The transcript has 2 exons. Bases 1 to 555 code for a protein of 184 amino acids. The record is from RefSeq and is a predicted model, not a curated record.